Molecule: messenger RNA, 3436 nt
Organism: Haliotis rubra (blacklip abalone)
Lineage: Eukaryota; Metazoa; Mollusca; Gastropoda; Lepetellida; Haliotidae
Exons: 23
Coding region: 88-2901 (937 amino acids)
Biological process (GO): RNA processing
Molecular function (GO): RNA nuclease activity; protein binding; RNA binding
Source: RefSeq, a predicted model, not a curated record
AAAUCGCUUCCGCUUUUGUGGCAGUCACGGUCGAGGGCCGAACUAAAGUUGUGUGGCAUGAAUUAAUUCGAUCUUAAAAAAAUUAGGAUGUCUUCAGUAGCUGACAUGGUCGAACAGCUGAAGACAGCUAUCGACUCCAACCGGACUGACGUUAUCUGCACGGUCAUAUCAACGUGGAAAAAAAGCCCAUCUGAUGAAGACUUACUGCAGCAUGUACUCAAUGAGCCUCAACUGGAGAGUGGGACCUUACUUCACUAUGCUACCAAGGCUAACAAAGCUGACAUAGUCCGUGCCCUGCUGUCAAAUGGCGCCGAUCCCGGUAUACAGAACAGUGAAGGCAAACUACCACUGGACCUCGCUAAUGACCAGAUAAAGUUGGUGUACAAUGAAGAGUUACUGCAGUCAACAGCUCAGUCAAACCUGGGGAGAGUAUGCCAACUUUUGGCUGGAGGAGUGGACGUGAACUUGAAUGACACAGCUACCACGCAGAACACGCCGCUGCACUGGGCCGUCACAUACAGCACCGUCGACAUGGUGCAGUGUCUUUCAACCCGUGGAGCUAACCCCAAUUCUGUAAAUGCAGAAGGCCGCUCCCCACUCCAUGAAGCAGUGAGGAGAGGAGACAUAUCCAUCAUAUCUGUGCUUCUCAGCUAUGGGGCUGACCCAUCCCUCACAGUGAAAAAAGGCCCUGAUGUUGGGAAGACUGCUUUUGAGUUGGCCUCAGGGCUUGAGAAGGUUGAACAGCUGAUGAAUACGCCUCCCAGAAAACGUACCCUAUCAUCCGAGGCUGCUCAGCAGGAGCUCAACAACCAUAUAGAGAAGAGUCCACUGUCCAGAUUGGACAGUUCGGCAUCAGUGGAGAGUGGUGUGGGUGCAGGAGAUGGGGGUAUGGUCAACGGUACUGCCGCGAAUGGUGUUGAGUCCCCAGUCCCACAGCUCGCUUCGCCAUCGUUUAAGCCAAAGCCCCAUGUGUAUGAUGACCUGAUGAUGUCGCCGCUCCGAGCCGUGGUGACGGAGGAGAAGCUGAACCUGUUGUGGCCACAGCCACAGAGUAUUGUCCAGGGUGGUGGUCAGCCAUUUGUUAUUCAAGACCAUCUACCAGUCAUGGUAGCUGGAGGCCCCAUCUGUAGUCACACAAGAAUCAUCUCAGUGUGGGAGUCACACAAAGGCCAGUUUGAGGCAGUGGGUGUAAAGUUUGGUUUGGAGAUGUUGUCACCUCUAAAUAUAUGUGACAUGCCCCAUGUCCUGUGUCAUGUCAACCACAGGCUGUGCCAGAACAAGGGCUCUUACAAGAUUACCAUCUCUCCCAAACAGUUGAAGAUUGUGUGUGGGAGCCUGGAGAGCCUCAACUAUGCUCUGUGUACAGUGCUGCAGCUGCUGGAGCUCUACAGGACCGCGGAGGGAAUCUCCAUCCCGACAUUACUGAUCGAUGACUGGCCAACACUGCAUUAUCGAGGAGUGUUGUUGGAUGUGUCACAAGGACGAGUACCUAAUAUGGAAACACUCCAGGAACUACUGAAUACAUUGUCCUUACUGAAGAUGAAUCAAAUUUAUCUUUAUUCAAGAUUUAGAAGCAAAAACCCAACAGAGUGGCAGCUGUGUUACUCCAGAAGUGACCUGCUGCAUCUGGACAUGAUGUGUUCGGCCCGGGCCUUGCAGCUUGUGCCGGUCCUGGAGGUCGGUCCCAAGGUCCAGUUUGAAGAUCUCCCUCUUCUCUACACAGCAUUCCAGGACUUUGUGACAUGCUGCUCACAUUCAGAGUUUGUCAGUGCUGGACCUCGUCUGAGCAGUUUCCUUUUGGACGUGACAGAAGAUUAUCUGAACGUGAAUGAUGCGAGUCGGUUCUUGCCUUUGAGUCGAGACCAGACCCUGCAGCUGUGUGGCUAUCCCCUCCACGGCCUCAGCACAUCCCUACUUCAGCAGCUGCCUCCACAUAUUGUCUUUAAUGAGUUUGGCGUCAAGGCAGAUCAUGACUUUAACAGUUUCUGUGGUCCACUUGCUGAUCUUGGGAUCAGCUUCAUGGCCUGUCCCGGCACUGCAGCAUGGAACAGCUUGGCAGGAUGUCCUGAAGCAGCUCUAUGUAACAUCUUCAACGCCAUGAAGUGUGCAACGUCACAGGGAGCUAUGGGGAUGGUUGUAUGCAACUGGACAGGGAAAGGACACCUCACCCACCUCCCCUUCUCCUGGGCAGGUCUACUGAUGGCUGCUGGAUUGAGCUGGGGCACUGAUGUACACUGGGAUUUCAUCCUUGGCAACCUAGCUGACUUGUUGAACCAACAUGUGUAUAAAGACAGAGCGAUGGUGUUGGGACAUGCUCUGGUAGAGCUAGGAAGGGCAGAGACUUACCUCAUGCGUUGUGCGCGCAAUCAGCCAGGCAAUGAUGUGAGGGACUUGCCGGAUGAGCACGGAUCUGUCCUGUUCCAGUUUCUGUCUUCCCCUGAUGGUGUCCCCCUGGAAUACCUGGCUCCUGAUGUCAUACAGAGAGCCAUUCGUCACAUCAAGAAGUGCCAAGCAAUCCUACCUAAUGCAAGACUAGCCUGUGCACAGGCUGUCGAGAUUAUAGAAGAAAUCAACCUUACCUGUGACUUCAUGAUGUUAGCAGCAAAGGUUGGACGUGCCUUGGUCCUCUCAGGCAAGAAGCCCAACUCCAAGGAGUCUGGCUACAAUGUUGUCAACUUUGGGAUCAAUAUGCUUACACCCACAAACAAAACAGAUUUGGCAAACAGGCUCCUGGAGUUGAUGGAGAUCUACAAGAUGGUGUGGAACAAGCGCUACCUGCCUGAGCUGGGUCAGCAUGACUCGCUGCUGAUGCUGUCGAGUCUCCUCCGACAGCUGGUGCCAGACAAGAGCAAGGAGGAGCUGGACCACCUCACUAACACUCAGGAACUACCACAGUCAUAGGCUGGUCAUCCUUCCUGGUCAUCUAAUACCCACUCAGUCAGAAACAGUAGACUCAAUCAUGCUAACCAUGGACUGGACCCAAGAUCCUCACUUUCUACAAUAUUGGACAUCGCUAUUGUAGCUUGGGGACAACAUCCUCCAUGCAUUGACAUUUCUACUAACAUUGAAAUCAAAGCUGAACAUGUAGAUUCUUGCCAACUAAUUUUCACAUUGGAGGCAACUGCAGAGCUCCAGAUAUACCAAGUUUACGCAUUCAUUUUAUUGUGAUCUGGGUAGAAAGAGAAUUUCUCUUUAUCAAAUUGCUCAUAAUCUGUCAUCUGAUUGCUUUUCUAAAUACCAUAAAUUCUCAAAAAUAUAUCUGGGGUCCUGCAACAAAACCAACAACCUAUGAGUAUCACUGAAAACCUAAAUAUGUGUAAUUUAAGUUAAAUGUGCUUAUAUAAAGAAAAUGUUCAUAAAUCAAAGCUUAACAUAACUGCCAUCCCUCAUUAUCUAUAUUCUGAUUUCCCCCGCCGUGAUAUUGCUUGAAUAUUGC